UCACGGCCGUGCCUAAGGUCAAUGUUAGCGCUUCCUUCAGUGCACGUUCAGAAAAGAUCGCGCGCGCAUCCUACGUAGCGACCGCCCCAUCGGUAAUGUUCUAAAAUACGGACAGUAUCGGUAAAGUUGAACGAACUUUACCGAAAAAUCAGUGUUACGUGUUUAGAGGGCUGUGUAAUUUAUUGCGACGUUUCUUAGGACGAUCGAUCACAUCGGCGACAUCGAUAACCGAGACAUCCUUUCGUUCCCAAUAAAUUAUUUAUGCUCAUUAAUUGUGAUGAACGAGACCAGUCGCAUUCCCUGUGAUUACUCAUUUAUGACGCGUUGAGCUGAGGGCUUUUUUUGGGACUCGAUUGAUUUUGGAAUGUGCCAGUAAGAUGGAGACAUUAGUACUGAUUCCCCAGGAGUUGAGUCUGGCGCUGCGGCCAGGGGGUGCCAGAGGUCGUGAGGCGUCUGUGAGCGUGUGGACCUCCACGGAAAUACAGAGGAGUGCGUUACUGUACCCGUUUCAAGGCACGAUAAGGAUUGAUAAGCUCCAUGUCUACUCGUACGUGCCAGAUCAUGAUGUACGUCAUAGGUUCGGAUUGUUUGAUGAAGUUUGUACGUCUGGUGGAGUGCAAGUAAGGCAUUGUAAUUGGGUCCGCUUCCUGCGAGUUUCCGAAAACUAUGGACCACAGGUGAACCUAGUCUGCACUAAGGUCAAGGGUGAGCCGGUGUACGAAGCUGUUAAAGCUAUAUCACCUCACACGGAGUUGGUCGUGUAUUAUUUACCUGAAAGGCCCGAAGAAUUGUUCUUUGUUAGAAUGAGGAACAAUUUGUAUAGACAAACGAUGGAUUCUAUUUUGGAGGAUUCACCGUUAGAUCUGUCUACUUCCCUCCUUUCUCGAAUAUUAUUACCAAUUUCACCUCCAUCGGGGCCUGAAGAUGAGCACAAGUCCGUUUCUGGUGAUUCUUUAACGUCAUCAUCAGCGGGUUCUUCGAGUGAGUUAUUAGACAUGACCCCGAAAAUCCAAAGAAGGCCAGCGAAGUCGGAGAGGGCUUUAUUGCCUUGUGAAGUUUGCGGAAAGGCUUUUGAUAGGCCAUCACUAUUAAAACGACACAUGCGAACACACACGGGUGAAAAACCGCACGUGUGUAUGGUCUGCAAUAAAGGUUUCAGCACGUCAAGUAGUCUCAAUACGCAUAGAAGGAUACAUUCAGGGGAAAAGCCUCAUCAGUGCCAGCAUUGUGGGAAACGGUUUACGGCGAGCUCCAAUUUAUACUACCACAGAAUGACUCAUAUAAAGGAAAAGCCACACAAAUGCAGUCUCUGCUCCAAAUCGUUCCCGACUCCCGGUGACCUGAAGUCGCACAUGUACGUCCACAGCGGCUCUUGGCCUUACAAGUGCCACAUUUGUUCCAGAGGUUUCUCGAAACACACCAAUUUGAAGAACCAUUUGUUCUUGCAUACCGCAAAACAUCAAAGAAACACUGCCAAGGAAGCCACCUGAAAACAAACGAAAAUUCAUGUAAAUAAUAAUAUAUUUGUAUAUGUUUAUCCAUAGACAUAUAAAAAGUGUGAUAUUAGACUUAAUUAAAUAUAAGAAUAAUUUAUUUCCAUUAUGUAGACGUUACUUUAAAGUAAAGUUGCAAAGACACCGUCCAUUUUUGCAUAAUGAUAUUUAAAACCCUAAUGAUAAAAUAAUUAAUAAGUUGUGUAAGCGAUCUGCUGAAACUUUCAAUAUGAUUUAUACGUAUGACGAAACAUUCAAUAGUGGACCACAAAUAUAUAUUUACCUUAUUGAUUAUUCGCAGAUAUGCGCAUUUUACGUGUAAGAUUCCAAUUAAAAAAAUGUAAUUUUGACAUAUCAUAAAAUUCUAUGUAUUCACGGGGCUUUACUUUUGGAGAGAAGGGCCCGUAAGGAAGUUUUGGAGUCUUUUAUCGAACUGUAUACUUUAUGUAUAACUGUAUACUGUCUUAAUAAAACCUACGUCGAUGUAUGUAUUAAUCAAUACAAUAUUGAUUUCUCUACGGUUUAGACUGUAUAAAUUAAUUUUAAGUAUCCUACAUAGUAUUAUGUAGACAAUGACGUUAACAUAUACUAACAUUGUGUUUGUAUAUUGUGAUUUUCGCGUCCGUCCAAAUUUAUUUUUUAAUAACGAAUUAUUAAGUUAUAUGAAAUAU
Messenger RNA from Zerene cesonia (dogface butterfly), 2164 nucleotides. RefSeq names its product zinc finger protein 177-like. Bases 378 to 1490 code for a protein of 370 amino acids. Gene Ontology annotation, cellular component: nucleus. The record is from RefSeq and is a predicted model, not a curated record. The transcript has 7 exons. Lineage: Eukaryota; Metazoa; Arthropoda; Insecta; Lepidoptera; Pieridae.